CAUCGAGCGCGAGCUGAGGGCCACGAAGCAGCGCGCCGCGGAGCUGGAGGUGGAGCUGCAGGCCUGCCAGGAAAAGCUGGAGGUGUACCAGCUGACAAAGGGGCCCCCCGGCGGUGAUGCGCGCCAGUCGCCGCAGUCCACCUCUCCCGAUGAUGGGAAGAGCGUUGAGGAGCUCAAACGAGAGCUCACGCAGCUGCGGGAAGUGUGCAAUCGAGACAAAGAGGAAGUGGAAAAAAUACGCAAGCUGCUCGAGCGGGAAUGCGAGAUGUCUCUGGAGGCCCGCGCCGCCAUGGAGGCGGCAGAGCAGGCCCUCGAGACAUCGAAGAAGGAAAUGAGCCAGGAGGUGCAGCGGCUGAAUCUGGAAUUGAAGAGGCGCGAGGAAAAGAACCAAAAACUUGAGCAGCAGCUGAAGGACGCCAUGGGAGGCCUUGGGAAGGCUCUUGUUCGAUCUUUGACUGUGGGAACGGCUGGUUUGGGCUUGGAACCACCCGUGUGUGGCCUGGAAGAUGGCGAAAAUAUCUUUGAACUCAAGAUAUCCGAUGCCAGCAUGGAGGAGUCGCAGAUCGACAACGACGCGUCCACAUUCGUCAGUGUCGAUUUUUUCGAACACGACACACAGGCCACCCAGAUAAGGGUCGGCACAAAUCCAUGCUUCGAUAUGCUGAUUCCAUACGUUGUCCGAGCAGAUGCCUUCUUCGUUAAGUACUUGGACACAGCUCAGCUGGUCUUCGAGCUCAACCAGGCCCACGGGUUGGACUAUGGCACAAUUGCGUGCGGAAGGUUCCGGUUGAAGCGCGUCCUCGAGCAAGCGGAGAUGGGCGCAGGUGUCGGCGAUCGAUGGGCUCUCCAUCAAGUGGACCUGAUCGGCGCCGCGAAUCAAUUUGUUGGAAGGCUGAGGAUUGGCCACAGGCUGAGGAACCCAAUAAUCGCUGCAAUUCAGGAAUACCGCAGCGAGCAGGGGCGAAAGGAGACGCUGCAUCCUGACAGAAGCGCCGCUGAUGGUCCGCAGGCUUCAGGCUCACGCGCUUGGCCCACGACCCACCUGCGGGUGGUUGUGCACAAGUGUGAGGGUCUGCCUCAGGCGGAUCCCAGGCAAGUGCCGCGGCCUUACGUAAGUUACAGGCUGCCGGGGCAGGACGACACGUACGACACCAGGUUUGGACAGAGCGCCAAUCCAGAGUUUGACGAUGAGGCGACGUUUGAAAUCGUGCGCACGCACGAGUUUGAAGCCCAGCUGAAGGCGGAGCCCCUGGAGUUCGUGGUCUACGACGACUCGGACAUGUCGG
Molecule: messenger RNA, 1286 nt
Organism: Ostreobium quekettii
Lineage: Eukaryota; Viridiplantae; Chlorophyta; Ulvophyceae; Bryopsidales; Ostreobiaceae
Source: the annotation of a GenBank genome assembly